This is a messenger RNA of Microtus oregoni (creeping vole), 1622 nucleotides long. RefSeq names its product aldo-keto reductase family 1 member C15-like. The record is from RefSeq and is a predicted model, not a curated record. Gene Ontology annotation, biological process: steroid metabolic process. Gene Ontology annotation, cellular component: cytosol. Gene Ontology annotation, molecular function: steroid dehydrogenase activity; aldose reductase (NADPH) activity; ketosteroid monooxygenase activity. The coding region runs from base 245 to 1219 and encodes 324 amino acids. The transcript has 10 exons. Lineage: Eukaryota; Metazoa; Chordata; Mammalia; Rodentia; Cricetidae.
CAUUGUGAACAUCAUGCUUUAGCUGGAGAGAGACAGAAUUCCCCAUGAGAGAAUCAAAAAUAAACCAGAGGGAGGACAAAAGAAAUUUGCACAUACUCUGAUGGAUGGCCAAGCAAUAAAUACCAUUACCCGUUGGUGAUGUCAGAAUACCCACAAUCCCCAAGAAUCCUGGAGAGUCCCUGCUCACAGCUCAGGUUACCGAGGAAGGACAGACAAGAGUCAGACUUCUUGGGCUGUGGACACCAUGGAUCUCAAACAUAAUUGUUCAGUGAAGCUGAAUGAUGGAAACUUGAUGCCAGUGCUUGGAUUUGGCACAUUUGCUCCGGAUGGUAUUCAAAAGAGCAAGGUUAAUGAGGCCACCAAAAUAGCCAUUGAUGUAGGUUUCCGUCACAUAGAUGCUGCAUACUUCUACCAAAAUGAGGAAGAAGUUGGGCAGGCCCUCAGGGACAAGAUGGCUGAUGGAACUGUGAAGAGAGAGGAUUUAUUCUACACCACCAAGAUUUGGGCGACUUUCCUUAGACCAGAGUUGGUUCGUCAGUGCCUGGAGAGAUCACUGAAGAAACUUGGGCUGGAUUAUGUAGAUCUCUGUAUUAUUCAUGCACCAAUUGCUAUGAAGCCUGGAGAGGAACUUCUGCCAAAGGAUGCCAAUGGAAAAUUUAUUUUAGACAUAGUGGACAUUUGUGAUACAUGGGAGGCACUGGAGAAGUGUAAAGACGUAGGUUUAACCAAGUCCAUCGGGGUGUCUAAUUUCAACCACAAACAACUGGAAUUGAUUCUGAACAAACCAGGGCUAAAGUACAAGCCCACUUGCAAUCAGGUAGAAUGUCACCCAUAUAUAAACCAGAGCAAACUCCUGGAGUUCUGCAUGUCCAAAGACAUUGUUCUAGUUGCCUAUAGUGCCCUGGGAUCCCACAAAGCCUCAAACAGGAUAAGCAGUGAUAGCCCAUACCUUCUGGGGGAACCCAUCUUAAAGACCAUUGCCAAGAAACACAACAGAACUCCAGCCCAGGUUGCCCUGCGCUACCAGCUACAGAGGGGUGUGGUAGCUUUGGCCAAGAGCUUCAAUGAGAAGAGAAUCAAAGAGAACUUUGAGGUGUUCGAUUUUGAAUUGACCCAAGAAGACAUGAAAGCAAUUGAUGGCCUCAACAGAAAUUUUCGAUAUCUUAAAUUUUCAUUUGCGGUGGAUCACCCUUAUUAUCCAUUUUUGGAAGAAUACUGAGCAUGAGCUGUUAACCAUUAUAGAGACUCUCCUCCCUCCAGACAAUGUGUAUCUGUAUUUGGUGGAGUGGUUGAGAAGCAGGAUUCCUGCCUCCGUGUGCUUGUCAAAUGUUACAAUAAUCUCAAGUGUUUUCCCUGAUGAUUAUAAAGUAACACACAAGUUACAGAGAAUUUAUAAGAUAAAAAGAAAUAUUUGAUGUAUCUUUCUUGAUUGUUAUGUAAUUUCAUGACUGCAUUGUUAUUUACAAAAUUAGAAUCAAUUUCAACACACGGAUCAUAUACUUUUAAAUGUAUUGUUUACAAAUUAUCAAACUUUAUUGAAGAAUUUUAGAGCACCUUUCUGGUUGUAAAGAAUAGCUCUUACUAACUUACUUGAUUUCUUAGUUAUUGAAGCAGGUUUGGCA